GCUGAAUGAAGCCUGAUUCAGGGGGACCUUCAAAGGGACCACUGCAGACACCAAACCGGAGCCAUGGAGGGCCUUGAGCAGGUAACCCCCGCUCUGCUGUUGUCUGUGAGUGCCGCUGUCAUGGGCUCACUGCAGUUUGGAUACAACACCGGAGUCAUCAAUGCGCCUCAGAAAAUCAUCGAGGACUUCUACAGUGAGACGUGGAGCAGACGCUUCACUAAGCCUAUAUCUCAGCCCACCCUUACUGCCCUCUGGUCCCUCUCUGUGGCCAUCUUCCCAGUAGGAGGCAUGAUUGGCUCCUUCUCUGUCGGGCUCUUCGUCAACCGCUUUGGCAGGAAAAACUCCAUGCUCGGGGCAAACAUCCUGGCAGUGCUGUCUGCAGUGCUGAUGGGUUUCUCACAGCUGGCCGGGUCCUUCGAGAUGCUCAUAGUGGGCCGCUUCAUUGUGGGUGUAUUCUGUGGACUGUGUACAGGCUUCGUGCCCAUGUAUGUGGAAGAGAUCUCCCCGACCUCUCUACGCGGAGCCCUGGGGACGCUACACCAGCUGGGGGUGGUGCUGGGCAUCCUGCUGGCCCAGAUCUUGGGCAUAGAGUGGCUCCUGGGCGGCUCUUCGCUCUGGCCUCUGCUUCUGUCCUUCACGGUGCUACCUGCACUGCUGCAGUGUGCCCUGCUGCCCUUCUGCCCCGAGAGCCCCCGAUAUCUGUUUAUCAACUGUGGCCAGGAAAGCGAGGCCCAUGAAGUUCUGGUGAAGCUGCGUGGCACAGAGGAGGUGGGUGAGGACCUACAGGAGAUGAGGGAGGAGAGCCAGAGAAUGCAGAGGGAGAGGAGCGUGUCCAUCCCAGAGCUGCUGCGCUCGGCCCAGUACAGACAGCCCCUGAUAGUGGCCGUCUUGCUGCAGUUGUCCCAGCAGCUGUCUGGCAUCAACGCGGUGUUCUACUACUCCACUGGGAUUUUCGAGAGGGCAGGGGUCUCUCAGCCUGUGUAUGCCACCAUUGGAGCAGGAGUGGUCAACACAGCUUUCACCGUCAUCUCUCUGUUUGUGGUGGAGCGGAUGGGCAGGAGACCUCUGCACCUCAUAGGCCUCAUGGGGAUGGCCGUGUCUGCAGUUUUUCUCACUGUUGCCAUGGUGCUGACGGAGAAGCUCAGUUGGAUGUCCUAUAUCAGCAUCGCAGCCAUCUUCAGUUUCGUAGCCUUCUUUGAGAUCGGCCCUGGGCCCAUCCCUUGGUUCAUUGUAGCGGAGCUCUUUAGCCAGGGGCCCCGACCUUCUGCCAUAGCAGUUGCUGGCUUUUCCAACUGGUCAGCCAACUUCCUGGUUGGCAUGUGCUUCCAAUAUGUAGAGCAACUGUGUGGGCCGUACGUGUUCAUCAUCUUUACCGUGCUGCUGCUGGGCUUCUUCGUCUUCACCUACUUCAAAGUCCCCGAGACCAAGGGCCGCACAUUUGAGGAGAUCUCAGCAGGCUUCAGGAGGUCAGGAGGAGCAGACAAGUACAGUGCUGCAGAGGAGUUCAACACACUACACGGAGAGGAUCCAGACCUGUGAGCUGUCGGUGAGACCAGACUCACCUGGACAUGUGGCUAUAGGCAGUGUACCACUUUAAGACCAUAGAUGAGAGAUUAAUCCCACAACUCAAAGCUAUUGUCUUCUGUAUAUUCGCCAAAUGCUGUACCAAAUGAGGUGUAAAGAAAA
Periophthalmus magnuspinnatus is the source of this 1686-nucleotide messenger RNA. Its product is annotated as solute carrier family 2, facilitated glucose transporter member 1-like. Gene Ontology annotation, cellular component: apical plasma membrane; basolateral plasma membrane. NCBI's taxonomy places the organism in Eukaryota, Metazoa, Chordata, Actinopteri, Gobiiformes, Gobiidae. Gene Ontology annotation, biological process: monosaccharide transmembrane transport; response to insulin. The record is from RefSeq and is a predicted model, not a curated record. Gene Ontology annotation, molecular function: hexose transmembrane transporter activity. Bases 64 to 1539 code for a protein of 491 amino acids. The transcript has 10 exons.